UACUGCUGAACUGCAGUAUUCCUGCUGCUGCCGCCGAUGAGUGUUUGAGCUGCACUGAGGUGAAAAUGAAGCGCUCCCUGGGAAUCUGUCUGCUGGUCUGCUCCGCCCUGAUCGGACUCGGAUCAGCCAUCCGCUGUUACAGCUGUAAGGACUACACAGCCAGCUGCUCCAAACAACGAGACUGUAGCUACGACGACGCCUGUCUCACGCUCAACGAGAGAGGAGGAAUGACGUACCGCCAGUGUCUGAAGUAUUCAGACUGCGAGUACGGCCGACUGGCCCAGAUGUUCCCCCAGGUCUCCAGCUUCACCUUCAAGUGCUGCAACUCUGACCUGUGCAACUCCGCCCCCUCCUCCGCAGCGAGCUCUGUGAUUGGUCUGCUGGCCUCGGUCGCGGUCAUGUGGUGGUGCAUCCACUGAAGAGUGACGAGGCUCUGUAGCGCCCCCCCGUGGCUGUAAACAUACAGCUGCUUUAACAAGAGCAGGUUCAGCUUCUCUAACUCAGCCAUCACUUCACAUUCAUUCAUUCUCAACACAUUGUAAUCAUUUAUCGAUCAGCAUCUGAUCGAUUAAACUGGAAAUAGUUUAAGUCACGUGAUCAGUGUUUAUAUGACGUGAAGAUUAGUUAGAUAUGAUCACAUCUAAAGAGUUUUAAUGGUUGAACAUGAAGGGCUCACAUUUCAGAGUGACUGGAACGAAAACAGACGUAAACAAACAUGAAAUUAAUUAAUCCAGUAAUUUAUUAAUAACAAAUCAAUAAAGUUUCCUGAACGGUGUGAAUUAAUUAUAAAGAGAGAAAUGAAGCUCGACAGAAGACUCCCAGGCUUUGUCGUCUUCUCUGGUUUCUCAGUGGACUUCUGGAGGUUUAUUGUUUUAUUGUUUAUUAUUUUAUUCUCCACAGGAAGUGACAUCACACUGAAUGAGAUCAACACGUGUUUCAUGUCACAGGAAGUGGCAUCACACUGAAUGAGAUCAACACGUGUUUCAUGUCACAGGAAGUGACAUCACACUGAAUGAGAUCAACAUGUUUCAUGUCACAGGAAGUGACAUCACACUGAAUGAGAUCAACAUGUUUCAUGUCUGUGUUCACAUCUGACUGAAUCUGACUCUGAAACAGCUGCUAAAAAAAGGUUCUUUAAAGAAAAUAUGACGAACAUAAACCCACAUCAAUGUAUAUUUAUUUGUAUUAAACUUUAUUAAUUUAAAUUCCACAGAAACCACAUUCAUUCCCAAAUUACAGUGUUUUUUUACAGGAAACAGCACCUUGAAGUACAGACCUGUCAAAUUAAAGUGCUCCACUUUGGUCUGUGAGCUGAGAUGAAAAAGAUCUGAAGCUGCUUCGCUCUUUAACUGUUUGAAAUGAAAACAGCUUCAAUGUCUGUAAAUGAACAUUUAAUCAAUAAACGGUGACAA
Chelmon rostratus (copperband butterflyfish) is the source of this 1412-nucleotide messenger RNA. RefSeq names its product CD59 glycoprotein-like. The record is from RefSeq and is a predicted model, not a curated record. NCBI's taxonomy places the organism in Eukaryota, Metazoa, Chordata, Actinopteri, Chaetodontiformes, Chaetodontidae. The transcript has 5 exons. Bases 66 to 419 code for a protein of 117 amino acids.